AUGAAGCUGCAAAUUGCCGCCCUAUUCGCAGCCUGGGGACUUCGUGGUGCCUUGGGUACACCUAUUGACGACGCCAAUGUGGGCGUUUCCGAAGGCAAAGACGUGUCCUCCUUCGAAACUUAUUCGCAUCUCUCGAAGCGGUAUUUUGGCGGUGAUCCGAGCACGGGCGAGAUCUGUCCCCAGACACAGGGUUUGUUCUAUAAAACAAGCUCUGGAGCAACGUUCCAGAUCGGGUGCUCCGUCGACACAGCCGGCGGGACCCUUCUCGCCGUAUACAAGGACCAGAGUAACGUCCUGGCCUGUACCCAGCAGUGUGACAGCUGGAAUAAGAGCCCAUCGGGUAAAGGUAGGCUUUGCGGCUCGGCGACCUAUUACAAGACCCCGCCCAACGGUGUGCACAACUGUUAUAUCCGCCAGACCGACGUGUCGUGGCUGGCUACUGCACCGAUUGCGAAUGCAGAGUCAGGUGAAUAG
Diaporthe citri is the source of this 474-nucleotide messenger RNA. RefSeq lists its product as uncharacterized. The coding region runs from base 1 to 474 and encodes 157 amino acids. The record is from RefSeq and is a predicted model, not a curated record. The transcript has 3 exons. Lineage: Eukaryota; Fungi; Ascomycota; Sordariomycetes; Diaporthales; Diaporthaceae.